Messenger RNA from Chiroxiphia lanceolata (lance-tailed manakin), 1113 nucleotides. It is a transcript of the gene RCCD1, whose product is annotated as RCC1 domain containing 1. Bases 1 to 1113 code for a protein of 370 amino acids. The transcript has 7 exons. Lineage: Eukaryota; Metazoa; Chordata; Aves; Passeriformes; Pipridae. The record is from RefSeq and is a predicted model, not a curated record.
AUGGCGGCGCCCGCCCGCGCCUGGCUCGUGUUCGGGUUCAGCCCCGAGGAGGCGGCCGGGGAGCUGGGCCCGGGCCCGGCGCCGCGGCGGCUGGAGGCGGGUCCCGAGGGGAUCCUCCGCGUGUGGCCCGCGUGGAGCUACGUGGUCGUGGAGACCGGCGCGGGGCUGGAGGUGCGGAGCGCGGGGCUGCGGCGGCGGCUGCCGGGCUGGGCCGAGGCGCUGCCGUCCGAGACGCACCUGGUGCUGCGGGGCCCGGCCGAGGCCCGCGCCUGGCGGCGGGAGGCGGCGGUGACGGGCGCGCUGCAGGACGAGCCCGCCUGGAGCCGGGCGCUGCCACCGGAGCCCUGCCAGCCGCUGCCGCUGCUGCCCGGCGGCUUCGCCACGCCGCGGCCGCCGUUCUUCACCGCGCUGCCGGCCGGGCUGCGCGCCCGGCGGCUCGCCCUGGGCACGGAGCACGCCCUGGCGCUGGGAGCCGCCGGCGAGGUCUUCACCUGGGGCGGCGGCAGGCACGGGCAGCUCGGCCACGGGACGCUGGAGUCGGAGCCGCAGCCACGGCUGGUGGAGGCGCUGGCCGGGGUGCCCAUGUGGGCAGUGGCAGCUGGCGGGUGGCAUUCGGCCAGCGUUAGUGGUGAGGGGCUGGGCCUGGUGUGGGAGGUCAGGGCGCUGGUGGCAGCAUACGGCCCUGAGGCAGGAGACCUGUACAUGUGGGGCUGGAACGAGUCAGGGCAGCUGGCUCUGCCCUCCAAAGCACUGGUAGAGGAGCGGGCUCAGGAUGAUGUGUGCACAGGAAAUACCAAGCUGGUGCCCCGCCAGGAGCAGUCGGCUGCCAAAGACACCCCAUUCAUCUCCAUCCAGGCAUUCCCAGCGCUGCUGGAUCUGCCACAGGACCUGGAGGUCAGUGGGGUCAGCUGUGGGUCCCGACACACAGCUGUUGUCACACGAGGUGGAGAGCUCUACACCUGGGGCUGGGGUAAAUACGGACAGCUGGGACACGGGGACAUCGCCAGCUCUGACCAGGCACGUCGGGUCGAGCACCUGGUGGCCGAGGGGCUGCGGGCAGAGGAGGUGGUGUGUGGGCCCUGGACCACCUACGUCCGUGUAUUGGAGUCGUGA